AUGCAUAAUUACAACAAGAAAAACAUUAAGAAUAUAGAAAAUAUAAAAAACGUGAACAAUAUUUUUCAAAUAAAGAAAGACAGAACUAACAAAACACAUUCAAUAGAUACAACUUAUAAUAAAACUAAUAAUCUGUAUUCUAUGGUUAAUCGUAAUUUCCCAACUAAUGGAUAUAGACGAAAGGAAAUGAAUGAUGAAAAGUUAUAUGGUUAUAGUAAUAAGGAGUCUAGUAAUAUAAUUUUAGAAAAAGAAAAUAUGAUAAAAAAUAAAGUACAUAAUAACAACAGUAGUAUAAAUAUAAAAAAAAAAAAUUAUUAUGAGAAAAUAAAUACCACUAAUAAGGAUGAAAAAGAAUUUAUAAAGCAAAAAAGCACCGUUCUGAAUGAACAUAUGAACAAAAAUUACGUAGACAAAAUAUAUGGAGACAGCAAUAAUGUAGAAAAAGAUCGAUUCAAAUUGCGCAGAAUAGGUUACCAUAAUGAAGAGAAUAGUUUAAAAAUGGAUUCAAAGUAUGGUGAUGCAAGUAAUGUAGUAGCUAAUAAUAAAGCUGCUCCGAAUAUGAGUGGAGAAACUUUGCAUCGAAAGUUUAACGAGUUUAAAGUAACUACAGGUGCUAAGAGUGACAAUAAUAGUGAGGCCAUUUUGAAAAGUACGAAUGCUAGUAGUUCACAGGGAACACAUAUUCAGAAAACAAAUUACGAAAAUUUUAGUAAGAAAAAUUUAAUGCAUCCCAAAAGUAAGAAUGAUAAUAACCAGAAUUAUAAUUAUUCCAAACUGAACAGAAAGCAUAAUAAGUAUGGGAAUCCAGAAUUUAGAGAUCAUUCCCCACAAGGGCUAGCAUCUGUAGGAGGAACAGGACUAUCAACACAAGGAGGAGGAGCAACAGCAGGAGCAGGGGUGCAAGUACCACAACAUACUUCGUAUGUGGGAAGAGACAAAAUAUAUCAGAGAAAUUCAAACGAACAGAAUUGUAACUCCAACGUGAAUAUUGCUACAAAUGGAAAGGGGAAUUAUAAAAACGAUGCACUAAUGUCAAAAGAUAAAAAGUUGAGCGAAGAAAAUUUUAUCGAAUCUAAAAAAAUGAAUGAGAAGGAUGCAGCAGUAGGUUUGGGAAAUAAUGAAUUUCGGAGAAAUAAUAAUAUGUCAAAUAAUAAGGGCGUUAUGAUAAAUCCCAAAUUUUCGUCUACUUCAUUUUUGUCAAAAGAACAAAGCAGUGUGACUGCAUCAAAAAUGGGAGCGAAUCAUAAUAAAUUUAAUGACGAUAUCAACGUAGAUCAUGAAAGAGCUAAUAAUAAUUAUAUAAUGAAACAACAUAACCCUAAUGUUAAAAGAAAUAUGUAUACUAAUUACAUGAAUUCAACAAAAAAUGACACAAAUAUGUGUCAACACAAGUAUGUUGUAGAUAAAGAUGGAGACAGAAAAAAAGAAUAUCAAAAAUUUUCUCAAAAUGCUGUAGAUGUUAAUUAUUCUCAUCAAAAUGUAUUUGACAGAAAAUUUGGUUCUAAGUUUAUCGAUUCACAUAUGAAGGAUAGAAAAGAAGGAAAUAAAGAAAAUAUGACAGACUUAAAUGUUCCCUUGGAUGAAACCAAAUUCGAGGGAAAAAAAUAUCCAUUAAAUUCGGAUGGUAAUAACGGAAAUGCAGCAAUCGUGUCAGAUAGAUUUAAUCCUUCAUGUGGUAACGAGGUGAAUGAAUAUGAUCCUGUGUUAGAAUACAAUCAAUGUUCUAAAGGGGUUGGUAUUGCCAGCACCAGCAAUUGUGGUAAAAAUACUGCUGUUGGUAAUAACAACAAACAGCCAUUUAUUAAAGACAUAAAUAGUGGUGGGCCAAGUGGUAGUGGUAAUUCCAACUUUUUUGAGAAGCAAAGAUAUUUUGACAGGGAAGAUGUAAAUGCCUCUGUAAAAAAUUAUGAAUAUAAAAAAAACGAUUCAGGAAAUUAUUUCCCCGAGUUUGACAAUAAUAAUACGAAUGUUGUAAUAUGUGAGGGAAGGAAUGGAAAUAGGGAGAAUACAAAUGAAGCUAUAUCUAACUUAAAUAGUGUUAAUAUGACAAGUGGGCAUAGAACCUCAAGGGGAAAUGUUGACACUAAUACACAUAAUAUGAGAGAUAAAAAUCAAAUGAAAAAUAUAAAUCCAUAUAAUAAAGCCUCGAAAUAUGAUGAAAUAAAAGAGCCGACAAAAUUUUCGAACAAUGUACAAGGAAUAUAUAAAAACAAAAAGGCUAUCAAGUAUAAUCACGUAAAUGAUGAAGUUGAUAACAGGUAUUCUUCAUCCGAUGUUUAUCAUAACAAUAAUAAUCAUUUUUAUUAUGAAAAUAUGAAUGACAAUAUGGACUUGGAUCCAAAUGAGUACACAAUGAUAAAGGACCAUAAUUAUGCAAAGAGAAAAAUGAUCAAUAAGCAUAACCGCGAGAAAAGUGUGAAGAGACCCUAUCAUGAUACUAUGAUGAAUUAUACAAGGGAUAAUAAAAAAAACAGUUCUUAUGCCCCUGUUUUUAAGAAUUAUACACCUGACUAUUAUGACGAUAUGGAAAUCACACCAGAUAUGAAUAGUCCCUAUGAUGCUUGCAGGGAUGAUGAGGUCUAUGCGGACGAGGGUUAUCCUGAUGUGUCCUACUCAGAUAUGGAAAAACAUGAAGAUCUGCGAAAUUACCAAAGGAGUUAUUCGCAUGAAUCCAAAAGUGAAAAAGGCGCUCUUACAAUUAUACGACUACCAGCCGAGAAUAAAAAACAAGUAAAAAAAAAAAAAAAAAGUAAAGUUAGUCAUGGAAAAUCCUUAGUAGAAAUGUAUAGUACAGCCAUCCCAAUAAAUGAAAAAGUUGACUCCUAUGCAUUAAAGGCAUUAUCGAAAAAUGAAAAUUUAGAUGAAAAAAUAUAUGCAUUGAUACCAAAGUCAGUAGUUGAGGUUAGGGAAUGUGAUGGCAUUACUCAUGUUACCUUGCAGUCAUCUUCACCUCUGUUUGUUAAUCAAAAUGAUAAUGUAAAGCAACAUAUUAUAACCACCACACAUCAUCAGAAGAUCGAUGACAUUCCCAACAUAGCUUCUUGUGUUGUUCCUGAGUCCGACGAAUCCUUGAAAGAAUCCCUGGAAAAAUCAAAAGAAUCCCUAAGCGGAGGAGAAAACGAUAAAAACCUGAAGUCUAUAAUAAGAGGAACAUCAUUGAGAAACAAAAGCGGAUCUUCCCUGAGCGUAAAGUUCAAGUUGUCCCAAGGAGAAUAUGAAAAUAAAUCACAAGAAAAAAAUGAAAAUAAAAAUAUGAUAACGAAAAGGGAAGAUAGUGACAAAGAGUUAAAUAAAAAAAUAGAGGAUCAUAUAUUAUCAGAAGAAUUAAGAAAUUUUAAAAUUGACAAGAAUGUUACAGAAAGAAAAAGAGCUUCUAUAUUUGAUGAAUCCAGAACAAGAGUGAGACAUGAAAAAAAGAGUGAACCAAAUAAUAAAAUAGUUUUAGAUUCAAGUAAAGUAAAAAAAGCUACUGAAAUAAAAUUAAAAAAAAUUCAACAUGUCACUGGGUUAUUAGAAAAAUAUGACAUACCGAAUCCAUUCGAAAAGUACAGUAUGGAAUCGAUAGAUUAUUCUCAAUUACCUGGAAAAAAUAAUAAUGCCAAGUUGAUGAGCUUAGCCCUCACGGUUUCAAACAAUUACUAUAAGUAUAUUUUAAAGAGCAUAGAAAAGGAAGAAAUUAAAGAAGUUUUUAACGAGAAAAGGAAAAGAAUGAUCCUAAAAUUAAUAGCUUUGUUGGGAAAUCAAAUAAAUUCGGAAAUCAAGAAAAAGUUUUUGGAGGCAAAUGCGACAGAAAACCCAAUGGAAAACGAACUGAAAAAGGAAGACAAUGUUAAGCCCAAAAUGAGCCCAAAGGAAAAAGAAAUAAAAAUAGAAGAACAUAAUUUGAUAUGUAAAUACUGGGAAAAACAAAGUGAGUGCAUGAGUUUGUUAAUAAAGGAAUGGAAUAAAAUUUCAGAAAUUUUAGAGUCUAUUAAUAUAGAUCCCAAUAAUAUUAUUAGUUCUCUUUUGUCAUUAUAUGGUGAGAAAUCUGUAAAUGAUUUUCACUUAAGUUUUGACGAAAUAAAAAAAUCAAAUAUUGAAUUAGAUGUAAAUAUUGACGACAUAUCUAUACCCAAUAUUGGAGAGGUUUCUGAAAACAAGUUCGACCCAGCCAACAUAACAGUAACUGACCUUAUUAAGGACAUGAACUGGGACAUGGACUUAGAAUACUCGCUAAAUCAAAUAAGGGAAGAAUGGAAAAAUGAAAAUAAGCAAAGCAAAAAGUUAAUACAGAAAAAGAUUGUGGAAGGAAUAAAAGAUAGAAUAGGACUUUUAGACUACUUGAAUAAAGUAGAAUUGAAUUUAAAUGCAUUUGCAAAAAUAAUUGAAGGGAGAAUGAUAUCAAAUGAUGAUGUAAAAAGUCAGCUGAGAUCUAUGCAAGAUUUAAAUGAAGAUGAAAUUUUAUCAAAACUUUUGGAAAAUUUAGAAUUCAAUAAAAUGGAUAUAAAUGCAGAAUCAUUUAAAACUCCCAACUCUUUUUUUGUUUCCCAUCAUCUGCCCAUGACCAUGUGCACUUUGAGUGACAAGUCGAAAAUGGAUGACCUCGAUGAAUCAUGCGAUAAUGAUAGCAGUGAUAGCAGAAAUGGAAACAGAAAUGGAAGCGACAAGGUAAAUGAUAAGAACCACGAUAAUCAAAAUGAACAUGAAAAGAAUAACCAUAAUGAAAAGAACUCUAAUGAAUAUAAUAGUGCAGAAAAUCAAAGCGCAGAUGAUACCUAG
Messenger RNA from Plasmodium gonderi, 4758 nucleotides. RefSeq lists its product as hypothetical. NCBI's taxonomy places the organism in Eukaryota, Apicomplexa, Aconoidasida, Haemosporida, Plasmodiidae. The record is from RefSeq and is a predicted model, not a curated record. The coding region runs from base 1 to 4758 and encodes 1585 amino acids. The transcript is spliced from 9 exons.